CAGGCCCUCAUACACGCAAGUUCUGUGUUUUACCUGUUGAACCAUCUCCCCUACCCUAGGAUCCCAGUUUUCAAUGGCUGGGGAAGCAAAAUGGGCCCCAUUUCUAGCCACAGUCUGAGGGUCUGGUGGUGAGACAGAGCUGACAGAACUGUGCACUGGCUGUUAGAAGCCCACGGGAGAGGCUGGCUGGGAAGCGUCAGAGAAAGAAGAUUCAGGAAUGCUGCCUUACCACCCAGAGGAAGACCUGCCUGAAACCUGGGAGUCAGACGGCCAUGUUUGUUUCUGGCAAAGACUCCAGGUCACCACCAGCCUCACGCUCCAACACUGGAAAGAAAAAGUCAAGAAGCAGCAAGGACCCGGAAGUGGAGAUGCGCUCCAAGCGCACGUGAUGGGGGAACCAGCCGGUGCUGUCACGUGACCCGUCCACCUGCGGCCUCUGCAACCGAGACGUUCAAGCUGCUCUUAAAGACCCUCGCCCGGCCGGUGGGAGCCGGCCCUGAGCUGUUGCGGACCCCGGCCCCGUCGGGGGACCCGAACUCGAUGCCAUGGAAGGCUGUGCGGCCGCGCGGCACCGCCUUUCGGAUUCCGAGGCAGCGGAGGCGCCCAGGGGCUCCCGGGUUCCCGCCAUGGACCGGCCCGGCACCCACUGGAAGAACUCGGCGGGCUUCUGGCUCUUGGGCCUUUGCAACAACUUCUCUUACGUGGUGAUGCUCAGUGCUGCGCAUGACAUCCUCAGCCACCAGAGGGCACCUGGGAACCAGAGCCAUGUGAACCCAGAACCCACGCCCACCGUGCACAACACCUCGUCUCGGUUUGACUGCAACUCUGUCUCCACAGCUGCAGUGCUCCUGGCAGACAUUCUCCCCACCCUCCUCAUCAAGCUGCUGGCUCCUUUGGGGCUCCAUCUGCUGCCCUACAGCCCCCGGGUCCUCGUCAGUGGCGUCUCUGCUGCAGGGAGCUUCCUGCUGGUGGCCUUUUCUCAGUCUGUGGCUCUCAGCCUCUGUGGUGUGGUCCUGGCCAGCGUCUCCUCUGGUCUGGGGGAGGUCACCUUCCUCUCUCUCACCGCCUUCUACCCCAGGGCUGUGAUCUCCUGGUGGUCCUCAGGUACCGGAGGAGCAGGGCUGCUGGGGGCGCUGUCCUACCUGGGCCUCACGCAGGCAGGCCUCUCCCCUCAGCACACGCUGCUGUCCAUGCUGGGCAUCCCCGCCCUGCUGCUGGCCAGCUAUUUCAUCCUGCUCACGUCCCCUGCGUCCCAGGACCCUGGAGGGGAAGAGGAGGCUGAGACAGCCGCUCGGCAGCCCCUGAUCGACAGUGAGACCCCAGAGACGAAGCCAGGUGCAAGCUCAGACCUCUCCCCUGAGGAGAAAUGGGUCGUAUUCAAGGGCCUGCUGCACUACAUCGGCCCCUUGGUCCUGGUCUACUUUGCUGAGUACUUCAUCAACCAGGGACUCUUUGAGCUCCUCUACUUCCGGAACACAACCCUGAGUCACGCUCAGCAGUACCGCUGGUACCAGAUGCUGUACCAGGCCGGUGUCUUCGCCUCCCGCUCUUCUCUGCGUUGCUUUCGGAUCCGCUUCACCUGGAUCCUGGCGCUGCUGCAGUGCCUCAACCUGGCCUUCCUGCUGGCGGACGUGUGGUUGAGCUUCCUGCCAAGUAUCUACCUCGUCUUCCUGAUCAUUCUGUACGAGGGGCUCCUGGGAGGCGCGGCCUACGUGAACACCUUCCACAACAUCGCCCUGGAGACCAGCCACAAGCACCUGGAGUUCGCCAUGACAGCGGCCUGUGUCUCUGACACGCUGGGGAUCUCCCUGUCGGGGCUAGUGGCCCUCCCUGUGCACAACUUCCUCUGCCACCUCUCCUGACGCAGGACACACUGACAUGGGGUGCACAGACAGGCACGUCAGACACUGGGGGCCAGGUGCAUCCCCUGCCCAGGCUCCCCCGUCCCGCCUGCUGGUGGGCAGGGCAGCAGCUGUCUCCCACACCUGAGCUGGCCUCGGGGAGUUUCUUCUCGCCUCACAUCCUAGAAUAAAUGACUAUUUUAUCAACUGA
This is a messenger RNA of Erinaceus europaeus (western European hedgehog), 2052 nucleotides long. RefSeq names its product CLN3 lysosomal/endosomal transmembrane protein, battenin (gene CLN3). NCBI's taxonomy places the organism in Eukaryota, Metazoa, Chordata, Mammalia, Eulipotyphla, Erinaceidae. Gene Ontology annotation, biological process: lysosome organization; lysosomal lumen acidification. Gene Ontology annotation, cellular component: membrane; lysosome. The coding region runs from base 546 to 1862 and encodes 438 amino acids. The transcript is spliced from 18 exons. The record is from RefSeq and is a predicted model, not a curated record.